Messenger RNA from Dicentrarchus labrax (European seabass), 2502 nucleotides. RefSeq names its product interleukin-18 receptor accessory protein-like. The record is from RefSeq and is a predicted model, not a curated record. NCBI's taxonomy places the organism in Eukaryota, Metazoa, Chordata, Actinopteri, Moronidae. The transcript is spliced from 12 exons. Gene Ontology annotation, biological process: interleukin-18-mediated signaling pathway. The coding region runs from base 395 to 2128 and encodes 577 amino acids. Gene Ontology annotation, molecular function: interleukin-18 receptor activity.
AUUUCUCUGACUCUUUUUUGUCUCCUUUUUUCACUGUAGCAUAAUAUUUAAUAUUUUUUAUGCUUAAAAUCAUGAAAGGGGUUUACAGAUAGUGUUACCAAAAGAUUAUGUUUUGCAGUUCACAUAGGCAAUGACUAACAACUAACAAGAACCGCAGCUAUAGAGUAGAUUCCAGUGAAAUCAUGCGCAGUCAACAAAACAGGAAACCGAGACUACAUCUAUAUGUCCUGUGAAAAUGUCGCACCACCCAAGAGUCAAGGAGUAAACAUUUACCACAAUGUGAUACUACCAAGAACUCCAGAAGUGGUUAGACAUCAGUGAACGAAACUGAAAAAAAGAUUUAAUCAGCACCAUGACUGAAAUAAACUACGGUUUAUUGAUUUAGAGACACAGGAUGCAAACUACAAAUGUUUUUUUGUUAUUUUUUAUCUUUCCCAUUUCUUUGGAAGGAUGCUGUGAGGAAAACCAUAAAAAGAAAACAACAGGUCUUCAGCAGAAUAUACACCAGCACUACAGAGCUGUGGAGGGGGAAAUGUUUAUGAUGCCGUGCUUAAAGUCUGUGAGUCAGGUGGUGUGGUCAAGGACUGGAGAACAAAAUGAGCGCCUAUCAUUCGACUGUGGCAGCAAGUUUCUAGCUGAAGCAAAACAUUCUGGAAAUUACACGUGCCUCACAUGGUCUCUGCUGUCCAGUGGCAGCAAGUUGUCCCUCCAUUUACAGGUUGUGGAGAAAAACAGUCUGGGAUGCCAAUCUGAGGAGAGCAGUGUAAUACUGGUCAUGUUUAGAGGAGGGGUGGUCGACUGCCCAGGUAUCAACUGUAGUGACAACACGGAUGUUAUCUGGUACAAGGAUAACAAAUAUGUGUCCGAGCAGCCUAGAGAGUCCUGGGAAAAGAAUGGACAGUUACAUCUCGAACAAGUCAAGGAAAAGGAUACUGGUCAAUAUUUCUGUGAUAGAAAAAUAAUCGAGCAAGGAGUCAAAUGGAUCUUCAGGAGGGCUGUUCACGUCACAGCCAUACCUUAUGUCAAACCCUCCACUCCCAAGAUUCACUAUCCUACAGAUAACACAAGAGAGGAAGUGGAGCUUGGUCAGAGUCACACUCUGGAAUGUGUCGUACAUUUUCCUUUUGAGUUAAAGGUUGUGGCAGUGGUGCAGUGGUACGUGCAUUAUGGUGGCAACAUGGAGAAUAUGACUCGACUACACAUGAAGGAGCAACGAAUGGAGAAUCUGACACGUGCAGAAUUUAAGGUCACCGGGAGAGUUGUGGUGACUCCACAACACUUGAACCACAGAUAUACUUGCAUCGCCAGUAAUAGUGUCGGGAAAACAAAUGUCACUAUCCAGCUCAAGAGGAAAAUGAAAGUCAUUUUGCCAUCGCUUUGUGGGCCCAUUGUGUCUUUGCUGCUGGUAGCUGGGCUGGGAAUCAUUUUGCAUAUUAGAUGGCUGGAAGUACAGCUCAUCUACAGAUCCCACUUUCAACAUGGAAAGCACAAUGGAGAUGAGAAAGAGUUUGAUGUGUUUUUGUCAUACGUGGGGAGCCCUCCAUCAGCAGAGGUAGAGGGAGUUUUCACCAUGUCCCCAAAGGAAGCAGCAUGUUCAUCUAGUAUGGACCUGCUGAACUCUGAGGAGGGUAAAGCCACCCAGAGACCAGAAGUGCAGCUACCCCAUGUGUUAGAGGACCAAUGGGGGUAUCGCCUCUGUUUGCUAGAGAGGGAUGUACUUCCUGGAGGAGCAUAUACAAAUGAUGUGGUCCUUGCAAUACAGAGAAGCCAAAUGCUUAUCUGUCUCCUGUCAGCUGACUACCUCUCCAACAAUAAUGCUGUGUUUGUACUGGAAUCAGGAGUUCAGGCUUUACUGCAAAACUCUUCCCUCAAACUCCUGCUAAUAUGGACCAGUAGAGCCUCAUCCCUCAUCCAGCCGGACCCCCCUUUGCCCACACUGGUCCAGAGGGCCUUGAAGGUGUUACCCAGUAUGGAUUGGACCUCAGGAAAAACGGCAGGAGUCUCCAGCAACUUCUGGAGGUCUCUGCGGAAAGCCAUGCCCAAUCACAGAGUGGCUGGUGUCAGUCAUGCAGGACCAUUAGACUGCCUUACCAAAACAUCUGUGACUGAGUUCUCUGAGUUUGUGUGAGGUGAGGAUCUGAGGACUUGUGUGCAAGCUGAAUCGAUAGGCGCAUUGCCAGGGUUGUCCCUACCAUUACAACCCUGACCGUGUAAAAAUAAAGUCUGCAGUUGUUGUAUUACACAACCACAGAGCUCUUGUUAAGCUAAUAGUAAAUUGUUAGGAACAAGUUAAAGCAUAAGCGGUCUGUAGGUUCCACAAAUCUGGCAAAUUCUUGUAAACUUUACUGGCUGAGGCAGUAGUGACUUUGCUGAUGUAAACUAUUUUUGCUCUAGAAACAAUACGAUAUAAAUCAAUUAUAAUUGUAUUACGAAUGUAUUCCUUAUUAUUUAUGUUCCUGCAAUUUACCAUUGUGGGAAAAUAAAGUUUGUUUACUGAAAACA